AUGGGUUUCUUCCACCACGAGUCUGACGAGGCCCAGGCGUACGACCAGGUUGUCAACGCUCCCCACAAGGCUGAGCUCUCCCACGAGCUCAUUGCUGCCGCUGCUUCCUACGAGCCGGGUAUUCAUUUUUCUCCUUUCAAGGCUGCCAAGGCCUACGAGAAGCACGUUGCGGCAAACGGCGCUCCCGAUAGCCACGCCAAGGCGAAGGAGCUCCUCGCUGGCUUCGCUGGUGCUUUCGUCGACCGCAUCGUCGAGACCAAGGGCCUUGACUUCGUCGAUCGUGAGCGCGCCAAGCACGAGUCCCAGCAGAAGGUCACGGAGGUCGUCACCGAGGAGACUUACAACAACUUCUAA
Dichomitus squalens LYAD-421 SS1 is the source of this 354-nucleotide messenger RNA. RefSeq lists its product as uncharacterized. Bases 1 to 354 code for a protein of 117 amino acids. The transcript is spliced from 4 exons. The record is from RefSeq and is a predicted model, not a curated record. Lineage: Eukaryota; Fungi; Basidiomycota; Agaricomycetes; Polyporales; Polyporaceae.